CCUGCGCAGGCGGUGAUGGCGGCGGGCGGAGCUCGGGCGGUCAUGGCGGGCGGCCCGGCCGGAGCCGCGCGAUCCCGAUCGCUGUUCUUGUGGGAUGACGGGCAUCCUAUGCGGUUCUACCUGCGGCCCGGCCUAGCCAAGCUGCGCCUGGCGCCCCUAGUGCUGGCGGGCGGCGGGCGCCUGUGUCGAGUGCAGGAGCCAGGGGCCGUGCUCCUGGCGCAGCCCGGCGAGGUGGCUCCCGACGGGGCCGUCUCCACCGAGUACGUGGCGGAGUGCGUGAAGCGCAACCAGCGGCUGCCGCUGGAGCCCUUCCUGCUGACAGCCCGCGGCCGCCUGGCCUUCACGGAGGCGGAGGAUGCGGCGCUGCUGCAGGCGGUGCGCGGCCAGGGCACGGUGCGGGUGAGCGGCCGCGCGCUGUGGAUAGAGCUGGAGCGGAGCGGCCUGACGCGGCACAGCUGGCAGGCCAUGCGUGACCGCUACCUGCGGCACCUGCUGCCGCGGCUUUGGGAACCCCCGCAGACGGAGGAUCCCACGCAGAUCAGGGGUCUGUUCGCGGCAGCUAAUCGGGAGUUCGAAAGCACGGAGUCGGAAAGUGACUCUUCAGAUGUUGCAGAACUUUCCACACAAGAUGGAGUGAGAAGGUCCCCAGGAGAAGCAGCAUCUGAGCUGAAAACUGGGCCAGAGGACUCUGCUUUCCCUGACAUUCAGUUACAAAGGCAAGAAAGACCACAGAACACUUGUUCUUCUUCCAGUGUGGUGGGACAGGUAAUAAAAACUAUGGAGCACUUCAUGGAGAAGUUUGCUGUGGACCUGCACACUGUUACACAGGCCUUUCUGAAAAACAGCGGUGAUGUGGAAGCUACUUCAUACUUUCUGCAGACAGGGCAGCGCUUGGAUGGGUACCCUGUAUGGAGCAGAGAGGAUGAUUUAGAAUUGCAAAAGGAUGAUGAACAUGUCAGAAAUAAAUUGAUAGCCAAAUUUGGAGCUGAAAACGUAGCAAAGCGGAUAGUGUUUAGAGAGAGUUAACAAGAGGACAUUACUGAUCCAGAACAGUUGCAGAAGUGUAAUAGUCAUUUCAGAAACACAGUGGAAAAUUUGAUGGCAGUUCUGAAGUUUUCAGAAAUGCUUUGAUUUUUUUUUUUUGUAUUAAAAGGCCUGUAAUGCUUGUACCAGGCCAUAUAUUCUGCUUGGGAAAAAUACACCAGCUUUCAGGGCUAUGAGUAAUAGUUGAAGUAGGAAAUGAAUGUUAAGAGGGAAUUAUCAGAGGUUAUGUAUCUAUCACCUAAGCUGCAUUUGAGAGAGAACACUAUUACUAGGAUAAAGUCAUAAUCUGAAAAACUCAGUACUUGUAGCCUGAAAUUGUGCUUUGGUUACUUAUUUUAAUACUAUUUGAAGUGAGUCCUAAAAAUCUGGAAUUCAUUCUUUUGGUGAAAUAAAAUGGGCUGGCAAAGGUGAA
Molecule: messenger RNA, 1456 nt
Organism: Melospiza melodia melodia
Lineage: Eukaryota; Metazoa; Chordata; Aves; Passeriformes; Passerellidae
Gene: TERF2IP
Product: TERF2 interacting protein
Exons: 3
Coding region: 16-1026 (336 amino acids)
Biological process (GO): telomere maintenance via telomere lengthening; regulation of DNA-templated transcription
Cellular component (GO): shelterin complex
Molecular function (GO): telomeric repeat DNA binding
Source: RefSeq, a predicted model, not a curated record